AGAGGGAAAUCCGAACAAGCCUGAUUUUGUUCAGAUGGCCAUUUCGCAUACUUUAGGAACUGACUCACUUGUUAGUCAUGCCUUCAAUAGAGAUGGCACAGAGCUCGCCCUUUCUGUCAAUACUAGCGACGUUUACUUGUUGAGUGUUCCAGAGUCACCCAGUGGAAGGUUUCAGGUUAUCGAUGUCCUACGGGAACAUAGUGCUUUAGUUACAAGUAUAGACUGGGCACCGCAGACAAAUAGGAUUGUUUCAUGUUCUGCUGAUCGUAAUGCCUACGUAUGGAAUAAGCAGUCCGAUAAUAAAUGGAAGCCAACACUGGUUUUGCUCAUGAUCGAUAGAGCCGCAGUGUGCGUAAAGUGGUCUCCAUUAGAGGACCGUUUCGCUGUGGGCAGUGGUUCAAAACUUUUGGCAGUGUGUUGGUUUGACGAGGAAAGUGAUUGGUGGAUUGGCAAAAAGAUUAAAAAACCUAUAAGAUCUACCGUCACAUGUAUUGACUGGCAUCCAAAUAAUGUUCUUCUAGCUUGUGGGUCAAGCGAUUUUCACACGAGAAUAUUUUCGACCUUCACAAGCUCAGACUCUUCGGAAUCAGUGUGGGGCAAACACUCUCCUUUGGGUGCCAUACUAUUCGAUCAUUCGGAUGGGGAAGGUGGCUGGGUUCUAAGCGUUUCAUUUUCAGCAGAUGGAAAUAAAUUAGCAUGGACUAAGCAUAAUUCAACAAUUUUUGUAGCUGAUGCAAGUAUUAGUGCCACACCUACUGUUACACGUUUACGAACUGAUUUCUUACCUUUCGUCAGUUGUAUUUGGAUUGGACCAUCAACUUUUGUAGCAGGUGGUUACGACUGUUGUCCUAUGCUAUUUAGAUAUAAUGACCAAUCAAUCACUUUUGUUCAUCAGUUGGAUACUAAAAGUGAAUCUCGUUAUGGUGGAAAGGUAACAGCUAUGAAGAAAUUUCAAGAUAUUGAUCGCAUGGCUACAGCUGAUAAUACUAGCUCUCGUUUGCCCACAAUUCAUCAAAAUUGCAUUAAUGAAAUUCGAAUUCUUAAAGGUGAUCGUUCAAUGGCGACAGAACUCAGUUCAGUCGGUCGAGAUGGUAAUCUCGUAUUGUGGAACUUCCCAACAUUGUAUGAACAAAUUGCGGAUUUGAAGAUAGUUUGA
Molecule: messenger RNA, 1156 nt
Organism: Schistosoma rodhaini
Lineage: Eukaryota; Metazoa; Platyhelminthes; Trematoda; Strigeidida; Schistosomatidae
Source: the annotation of a GenBank genome assembly